This is a messenger RNA of Prorocentrum cordatum, 793 nucleotides long. NCBI's taxonomy places the organism in Eukaryota, Dinophyceae, Prorocentrales, Prorocentraceae. The record is from the annotation of a GenBank genome assembly.
GUGGACUGCCGUCGUGGCGGCCGCGGUGGCGGCGCAGGUCAGUGGCGAAGAGGUCCCGAAGCAUUGGGGGCAGCCUCGCUUCAGGGGCAAGCGGGUCCUCGUGACCGGCGGGGACUCCGGCAUCGGCUUCGCUGCCGUGCAGACCUUCUACCUGGAAUGUGCUAAGGUGCUUCUGGUGGGCCACAGCGCCGCCAAGUCUCGGGCCGCCUUCCAGGAGAUCAGCGGCCUGCCCGUGCCUCAGGAGUGCGCUGGCAGCCCUCCCGGAGUCGCCUGGGCUGCCGUGGAUGUCUCCAACGCGACGGAGGUCGCGGGCAUGCUGGGCCAGAUAGUCCAGGAGUUUGGAGGUCUGGACAUCGCGGUCAACAACGCGGGAACGGCCGGCAGUGCGACGCAUCAGGUCGGGGAGCCCGGUUUCUUGGACGCCUCUGGGCGUCUCUAUGACGAGUCGAUUUGGAACACGAACGUCGCCGGCACUCUGAAAUGCAUGGACGCAGAGAUAUCGCACUGGAUCGCCACCGAAACGAACGGCGUGAUUGUCAACAUUGCUUCAAUCGCUGGUGAGACAGCUUGGGGAGGCCCGCUAUACACGUCGUCCAAGUGGGCCAUGGUCGGAUUCACGAAGCAAGCAGCACUCCACCAUGCCCCCAGGGGCAUCCGCAUCAACGCUGUCGCGCCAGGUGCGGUAAACACCACUAUGCUCAGAAAUGGGCUGUCCCCCUCGGACCCCAGGUGGAUCGCCAGGCGCAGGUCGUGGGAGAGCACCAUCCCGAUCGGCCGCAUCUCGAAGAACUGA